Messenger RNA from Prosopis cineraria, 1513 nucleotides. RefSeq names its product oxysterol-binding protein-related protein 4C-like. The transcript has 7 exons. Lineage: Eukaryota; Viridiplantae; Streptophyta; Magnoliopsida; Fabales; Fabaceae. Gene Ontology annotation, molecular function: sterol binding. Gene Ontology annotation, cellular component: membrane; cytosol; intracellular membrane-bounded organelle. Bases 26 to 1405 code for a protein of 459 amino acids. The record is from RefSeq and is a predicted model, not a curated record.
UAUGCUUAUAUAGAGUAUAUGACAGAUGGACCCACCGCGCCCUUGGCAGGCAGUCUCGUUGGCCCUCAUGGUGACACCACAAGGGCCCUCAAACAAAUCAUAUUAUUCCGAAACGCCAUUCCCUUUUCAAUUCAGAAUUCCAAGCUCUAAGCAAAACACUCUUCGUCGUCCUCGCAAUCGCAAUCGCUAUCGCCUCUUAAUUUGCAGCGAUCUCUCUCUCUCUCUCUCUCUCUCUCUCUCUCCCCCGCCUCCAUCUUCUCAAAUGGUAAGCAAAAGCAAGGAGGAAAUAAAAGUGAUCCUGACGAAGCCAUUCUCCUUAGGAGACACGGAUGCGGCUUAUAGAGCCCCUAAUUUGUUGCAACGUGUAUUAAGCUUGUUUAAGAGUAUACGGCCUGGAUCUGAUCUCACUCACUUCCAACUGCCGCCUCUGUUUAAUUUUCCAAAGUCACAACUUCAGUGCUAUGGUGAGUCUGUAUACUGCACAGCUUCAGACUUGCUAAGCAAAUGCAAUAGAGAGCAGAAUCCAGUGGACAGGUUCACAUCUGUGGUUGCAUGGUGUAUCUCUACGACUCGCCCUACAAUGUUACUUGCUCCUUAUAACCCUAUUCUUGGAGAGACCCAUCAUGCUUCUAGGGGAAAUCUCAACGUCCUGCUCGAACAGGUCUCACACCAUCCUCCCGUGUCUGCCCUACAUGCAACAGAUGAGGAGCAGAACAUAGAGAUGAUAUGGUGCCAACAACCGAGUCCAAAGUUUUGUGGCACUUCAGUGGAGACUCAAGUUCUUGGUAAACGACAGCUGAAGCUCCUCAAUCAUGGAGAAACGUAUGAAAUGAAUUGUCCUCACCUCCUAAUCAGAAUUUUUCCAGUCCCUGAUAUCAAUUGGGUUGGAAAUGUCAAUAUUCGGUGUCUAGAGACUGGUCUGGCGGCAGAGUUAAGCUUCAAAAGUAAUUCUUAUCUAGGACUUGGGGGAAAUCGUAGAUUGAUCAAAGGGAAGAUCCUCAAUUCAUCAUCAUCAAAAGUUCUUUAUGAAGUGGAUGGUCAUUGGGACAGAACUGUGACAAUAAAGGACACAAGUAAUGGGAAGGUUAAAGUGAUAUAUGAUGCAAAUGAAGUCAUUUCAGGGCUCCAAAGUCCAACUGUCCGCGAUCCAAAGAGUGUGAUGCCAACAGAGUCUGCCCUGGUUUGGAGUGAGCUGAGCGAAGCCAUAUUGAGCAAAGAAUGGGAGAAAGCAAGUGAAGCAAAGAAAGUUGUGGAGGAAAGACAGAGGAAACUGGCGAGAGAAAGAGAGUCAAGAGGAGAAAAUUGGAUUCCUAAACAUUUUGUUGUGUUUCAGAGCAAAGAAGGUGGCUGGGAAUGCUCCCCCAUUGAGAAGUGGGUCCCAUCUGCACCCAUCGCAGCUCUGUAAUUUAUUAUACCUUUGAAUCUUUAAUGUGAAAAGAUACUCUUAAUUUGUAUUUGGAUCCCACGCCCGUGGUAACUAUAGGCACUCGGUGCUUAUAUUCACGUGACAAAA